Penicillium pulvis is the source of this 1068-nucleotide messenger RNA. Its product is annotated as alternative oxidase. Gene Ontology annotation, cellular component: mitochondrion. Bases 1 to 1068 code for a protein of 355 amino acids. Gene Ontology annotation, biological process: alternative respiration. The record is from RefSeq and is a predicted model, not a curated record. Lineage: Eukaryota; Fungi; Ascomycota; Eurotiomycetes; Eurotiales; Aspergillaceae. Gene Ontology annotation, molecular function: alternative oxidase activity. The transcript is spliced from 3 exons.
AUGAGUUCAGUUUCGGUAUUAUCAACAUCGUCUUUUCGGACAGCUGCACGACCAUCCACCUAUAUCCAUCUCGUGGCGCGAAGUUAUUCGGGACUGACAGUCGCCAAACUCGGUAGCUCACAAUUUAUCCACGCGCACAAGUCGCCAUUUACCUAUACACCCAAGCGUCUUAUUUCCUCUACACCACAGAAUCAAAUCAAAGAGUUCUUCCCGCCUCCACAAACAUCAGGCGUGAAGGAAGUGGAAUCAGCAUGGGCACAUCCUGUGUAUACUGAAUCCCAAAUGAGAAAUGUCGCAAUUGCGCACAGAGAAGCCACAGAUUGGGCUGAUUGGAUUGCCCUGGGCACGGUCCGCAUGUUUCGAUGGGGCAUGGACCUUGUGACAGUGUACAAGCACGCGGAACCCGGCGAGGAACUAGCUGCCAGAUACAAGAUGACGGAGAAGAAAUGGAUGCAUCGGUUCAUCUUCCUUGAGACCGUCGCUGGUGUUCCCGGUAUGGUUGGUGGUAUGCUCCGCCACCUGCGCAGUCUCCGACGCAUGAAGAGAGAUAAUGGAUGGAUCGAGACUCUUCUGGAAGAGGCAUUUAACGAACGCAUGCACCUCCUUACAUUCCUCAAAAUCGCCGAGCCCGGGUGGUUCAUGCGCCUGAUGGUUCUCGGCGCACAAGGCGUAUUCUUCAAUGGCUUCUUCUUAUCUUACCUCAUUUCUCCUCGUAUCUGCCACCGAUUUGUUGGAUACUUGGAAGAAGAGGCGGUGAUCACCUACACCCGUGCCAUCGAGGAGCUCGAAGCGGGCAAGUUGCCGGAGUGGGAGGCUCUGGAAGCGCCGCAAAUUGCGGUGCAAUACUGGAAGAUGCCGGAAGGAAACCGUACCAUGAAGGAUCUGUUGAUGUACAUUCGGGCUGAUGAGGCCAAGCAUCGCGAGGUCAACCACACGCUCGGAAAUUUGCAACAAGCGAUUGAUCCCAAUCCCUACCAAACUAAGUACCGAGAUCCGACCCGGGAGCAUCCGAGUAAGGGGAUUGAGAACUUGAGGGGGACAGGGUGGGAACGCAAGGAUAUCUUCUGA